AUGUUCAACCGGAUACCGUCGCGCCUGGCACGCCCUGCCUCCGCCCUCGCUCGUCCCGCGCCUUCAAGCUCCCGCGUAGCCUUGGCUCGCACCUCCAUCCGCACGGCCGCGACCGCCCACAAUGAGCACCGUGGUGAUGACUCGCACGGCCACCACGCAGGCGGACACGACGACCACUUCGAUCCUCCGUCAGGGUGGCUUUGGGGCAUUCGACCGGGAGAGAAAUAUGAAAAGGAAGGGUGGGAAGGUUUCGCCUGGGUGUUUGUGGCCAGCUGGGUGGUCGCUAUUGCAGCAUACACGAUGAAGGAGGAUACUUCGAUACAGACAUGGGCCCUCGAAGAGGCUCGCCGAAGACUAGAGAAAGAAGGGUUUUACGACGACAAAUAG
This is a messenger RNA of Cladophialophora yegresii CBS 114405, 387 nucleotides long. RefSeq lists its product as uncharacterized. Lineage: Eukaryota; Fungi; Ascomycota; Eurotiomycetes; Chaetothyriales; Herpotrichiellaceae. Bases 1 to 387 code for a protein of 128 amino acids. The transcript is spliced from 2 exons. The record is from RefSeq and is a predicted model, not a curated record.